Messenger RNA from Camarhynchus parvulus, 1795 nucleotides. It is a transcript of the gene USB1, whose product is annotated as U6 snRNA biogenesis phosphodiesterase 1. The transcript is spliced from 7 exons. NCBI's taxonomy places the organism in Eukaryota, Metazoa, Chordata, Aves, Passeriformes, Thraupidae. The coding region runs from base 55 to 843 and encodes 262 amino acids. The record is from RefSeq and is a predicted model, not a curated record. Gene Ontology annotation, cellular component: nucleus. Gene Ontology annotation, biological process: U6 snRNA 3'-end processing. Gene Ontology annotation, molecular function: 3'-5'-RNA exonuclease activity.
CAACUGCGUGGCCGCCGGCAGCGGGGAGCGGGCCGUGGCGGCAGGGCCGCGGCCAUGAGCGCCGCGCUGGUGGGCUACAGCAGCUCCGAGGAGGAGCAGGAGCAGGAGCAGGAAGGGGGGAGCCGGGGCGGCGGCGCGCAGGGGCCGCCCGGGGCCAGCGCCGGCCGCCCCCGCCUGCCCGUGCCCGCCGGCCUGCCCGGAGACCCGGACCCGGAGGAGGCCGUGAGCGAUGACAGCUCCCGGCACGGCGGCCGCGUGCGCGGCUUCCCCCACGAGCGGGGCAACUGGGCCACGCACGUCUACCUGCCCUACACUGCCCAGGAGGAGUUCCUGGAGCUGCUGGAGCUGCUGGUGUCCCACGCCCGCACCUUCGUGCCGUCGCUGGCUGCCAUGGAGGAGUUCCACCUGAGCCUCUCGCAGUGCGUGGUGCUGCGCUACCACUGGAUUGAGCCCUUCGUCCGCUCCCUCCGGGAGCGCCUGGCCGCCUUCCACAGGUUCUUCUGCGUGGCUGACCAAGUGAAGGUUUACACCAAUCAGAACAAAACCAGGACUUUUAUUGGCUUGGAGGUCUCUGCUGGGCAUUUCCAGCUGCUGGAGCUGGUCUCGGAGGUGGAUGGUGUUCUAGAGGAAUUUGACCUUCCCACAUUCUACAAGGACCCAUCGUUCCACAUCAGCUUGGCCUGGUGCGUGGGGGACCUGGCUGGCAGGCUGGAAGGGCAGUGUUUGCGGGAGCUCCAGGACAUUGUGGAUGGGUUUGAGGAGUCAGCAUUCCUGCUGCGUAUCCAAUGGGAGCAAAUCCGCUGCAAGUCAGGGAACAAGUACUUCUCCUUCCCCUUGAGGUAGGGGCGGGCAGGGCUGUGCCUUUUGGAGCCCCGAAGAGCCUGACACUGUAACAAGGGCUGCAGUCUGGCACAGCUCUGCCUGGUGUGGGCUGUCACGCACCUCUGCGCUCUUCUUGCCUGCUCAGCGUCUCUGUGGCGUUGGUGGCCUCAAGUUGGCCACUUGCAGUUUGAGCUGCUGGCUGAAGAAAAGUGUGCUUGUAGCAGAUUUCAUCCUUGCUGCUGGAUGUGCUGCAGUCAGCACUGGCGGUUCCAGACAUCCCACGGACGCUAAUUUUGCUGAUUUUUGAAAAAAAAAAAAAAAAGAAGGAAAAAAAAAUCUUCAAAAGCCAUAGAUGCCUUAUGGGAAGGAGGAAGAAGGUAGCGUGGGAAGCUGCUACUAAAGGGAGAGUGUCUCGCACAGUGGGAAGUAGCACUGCCAGAUUGUUGGGAGGCUCUGGGCAUGUCUUUGAGUAGCAAGAGGGAAGGACAUGGAGCUGGAUCCUCUUCCCUGAGUGUUUUUCUACUGUAAGCCAGCUCGGACAAGCUCCUGAGUCAUGUUGUGUCCCUGUCACACUGCUGCUGCCUCUGUAGAGACAUUUCAGUGUCUGAUCCUUUUGCCAAAGAGCAAGAGCUUGCUGCCAGGUGUGGGUGAGCCCUGGAACGGACAGUGUCAGUGUUUGCCUGAGCUGGGAGGGCAGUGCCCACAGGUGAGUCAAGGGGUGGCAGCUCCUGGCCAGGCUCUACACUUUUUCCCUGUGUGAUCAGCACCCCAGGUGGAUGAUGACCCAGGGGAUCGCAGGCUGGACAUUGUCCCUUGGGAGAAACUCCUUUUUAAUCCUUUUGUCCCUGUGGGUUGGGCAGCCGCAACCUCUCAGGUACUUGGAACAGGAUGCUGAUGUGCUGCCCUGAAUCUUUUAUUCCAUGUCUGUCCAGGACUUCUGAGCAGUAAAAGUCUGUUUCCUCAUGUCAUAAAA